This is a messenger RNA of Oryzias melastigma (Indian medaka), 4933 nucleotides long. RefSeq names its product GTPase IMAP family member 8-like. The record is from RefSeq and is a predicted model, not a curated record. The transcript is spliced from 2 exons. Gene Ontology annotation, molecular function: GTP binding. Lineage: Eukaryota; Metazoa; Chordata; Actinopteri; Beloniformes; Adrianichthyidae. Bases 321 to 2870 code for a protein of 849 amino acids.
GAGUUAUGCAGACAUACCUGCUUAUAUCCCUGCAAUAAUUUUCCCAUACAAUUAAAACUUUUCACAUUUUUAUUACAGGCUUCCCCCAACCUUUUUUAAAUUUAUUUUUUGGUUACAGUGUAUCUAAUUAUUUUUUUCACUAUUGUGUUACAGUUCCUGUCAGGAUUGUUCUGCUGGGAAAGAGAGAAGACGAGAGGUCAAAACUGUCUAACUUUAUCAUUGGAGACAAAGCUUUUCAUUCACAAGCAUCAAACAAACACUGUGUGACAACAUCUGGAGAAUGGAGAGGAAAAUCUGUCUUAGUUGUUAAAACUCCAGACAUGUUUGAGAUGAGCAAUCAGAUGGUGAGAAGAGAGAUGAGCAGAUGCAGGAGUCUGAGCUUCCCUGGACCAAAUGUUCUCCUGCUGUUAGUGAAACCAUCUGACUUCACUCAAGAAGAUGCAGAAAAACUGACCUUCAUCCUGAGUUUGUUUGGUCAGAAUAGUUUCAAACACUCCAUGAUUGUCCUCACACACAAAGAUAAACAAACCAAUGUUCUAAAUCAGCUGCUGCAGAAAUGUGGAGGAAGACAAUACAACAUGUUUGAGGAAAAUCAUGGAUUAUUGAUGGAGAACAUUGAAAAGAUGAUGAAGGAAAACAAAGAAUCCUUCUUCACCUUCACUGAAGAGACCAGAGGACCACAGUGUAAACAGAUCAAACCAGAUUUAAACCUGGUUCUGUGUGGGAGGAGAGGGGCAGAGAAGACUUCAGCAGCCAAGAAGAUUCUAGGUCUGUCAGAGCUGCAGUCAGUCAGCUCACAGCAGAGUGUUAGAAACCAGGCAGAGGUUAGUGGACGUUGGGUUUCUGUGGUGGAGCUGCCCGCAUUGUCUGAAAAACCCCAGAAGGAAGUGAUGCAGGAAUCCUUCAGGAGCAUCUCUCUUUGUGACCCUGAGGGCGUCCACGCCUUCAUCCUGGUUCUUCCUGUGGAUCCUCUCACUGAUGAAGACAAGGGAGAACUGCAGAUCAUCGAGAAGACAUUUGGCUCUCAGGUCAAAGACUUCACCAGGAUCCUGUUCACUGUGGAUUCAGAUCCCAAAGAUCCAAAUAAUGCUCACUUUGCAGAAAAAGAUGAAGACAUCCAGAAGUUCUGUCAGAGCUUUGGAGGAAGAUACAACAUUCUGAACAUCAGGAACAAACAGCAGAUCUCAGAGCUGCUGGAGAAGAUUCAGGUGGAGAAGAGUUAUUCAGUAGAAACAUUUGUACAGGUACAGAUGGAAAAAAACAUUGAACUGGAGGAGGAAGUGAGGCAACUAAAAGCAACCAGUAAUGAAGAACAGAGUCCAGAGAGUCUGAGGAUUGUUCUGAUUGGGAAGACCGGCAUUGGAAAGAGUUCUUCAGGAAACACCAUCCUGGGAAGAGAAGAGUUUGAAGCUGAAUCAAGUCAAACUUCAGUCACCAGAGUUUGUCAUAAAGCUCAGGGUGAAGUGGACGGUCGUCCAGUUUUUGUGGUGGACACUCCUGGUCUGUUUGACACAAAUCUUUCAAACAAAGAGGUUAAUGAAGAGAUGGUGAAAUGCAUCAGUCUGCUGGCUCCAGGACCGCAUGUCUUCCUGCUGGUGAUCCCGAUCGGACGAUUUACAAAAGAAGAAAUGGAAACACUGAAACUCAUCAAGGAAAAUUUUGGAGAAAAAUCUCAACAGUUCACCAUCAUUCUCUUCACAAGAGGAGAUGAACUACAACGUCAUCGUAAAAGAAUUGAAGAUUUUAUCAAAAAGGGUACAAGUGAAUUGCAGAAUCUGAUCAGAGACUGUGGAGGAAGAUACCAUGUGUUCAAUAACCUUGAUGAAAACAACCAACAACAGGUGAGGGAGCUGAUAACAAAGAUCGACUCAAUGGUGAAGAACAAUGGAGGCAGCUGCUUCAGUAAUGAGAUGCUGGAAGAAGCUGAAGCAGCGAUUCAGAGAGAAAUGGAGAGAAACCUGAAGGAGAAAGAAGAAGAAAUCAGGAAAGAAAAGGAGGAGCUUAAAAGAAAACAUGAAGAAGAAAUGCAGGAAACGAAAAGAAAAAUGGAAGAAGAGAUGAAAAAAGUACAACAGGAAAGUGAACUGAAACUUAAAGAAAUUAAUGAAAAUAUUAAGAGAGAACAAAAACAACAACAGAAAGAACAAGAAGAAAGAGAAAAGAAAUAUAAGGAAGAAACAGAGAAACUCCAGAAGAAGAUGGAGGAAGAAGCCAGAAAACAUGAAGAAAUGCAAGAAAUGAAAAGAAAAAAGGAAGAAGAGAUGAAAAAACUACAACAGGAAACUGAACUGAAACUUAAAGAAAUGAAUGAAAAUAUUAAGAAAGAGCAGAAACAACAGAAAGAACAAGAAGAAAGAGAAAAGAAGAAGAAAGAAGAAACAGAGAAACUCCAGAAGAAGAUGGAGGAAGAAGCCAGAAAAUAUGAAAUGCAAGAAAUGAAAAGAAAAAUGGAAGAAACGAUGAAAAAACUACAACAGGAAACUGAACUGAAACUUAAAGAAAUGAAUGAAAAUCUUAAGAAAGAGCGCGAACAACAACAGAAAGAUCAAGAAGAAAGAGAAAAGAAAUAUAAGGAAGAAACAGAGAAACUCCAGAAGAAGAUGGAGGAAGAAGCCAGAAAACAUGAAGAAAUGCAAGAAAUGAAAAGAAAAAAGGAAGAAGAGAUGAAUAAACUACAACAGGAAAGUGAUCGGAAACUUAAAGAAAUGAAUGAAAAUGUUAAGAAAGAGCAAGAAGAAAGAGAAAGGAAAUAUAAGGAAGAAAAAGAGAGACUCCAGAAGAAGUUUGAGAAAGAAGCCAGAAAAAGAGCUGAAGAGAAGAAUGAUUUUACUGCGAUGAAGUUUGUAGCAUCUUCCUGUUGUGUUCAGUGAAAGUUCAGUCCAUUCUUUCUACAUCUUCCAGACAUUCUUCUAAAGAAAAUAAUCAAUCAGAUCAGAGACUCUGAAUGUGUUUGGAAAAAUCCAGAAUGAUUAUGAUCAGCAAUCACGUCAAUAUAUGAUCAUAUAAAAUAUUAAACUUUAUAAACUUGGCUUUCAGCAGAAUCCUGAUUAUCUGCCUCCUUAGUCUUAAACCAUAAAAUAUCCACUAGAUCUUUUAUUCUGUGUUUUUAAGUUCAAACAAAUAAAAACAUUAGGUUAUGUUUAGACAAACAUGUCAGUGAUAUUAAUGCUGAUUUUGCUUUAGCUUUAACAGUAAUCUUCACAUAUUAUUCAUAUUUGUAUUUUUAAUGAUUUCUGAUAGUCACAGAAUCUUCAAUGCUCACAUGUUCUUCAUCAUGAUGUAACUACUUAUUCAGAGUUUAAUUAAGGUUUAUUCCAGAGACCACAAAGGGCGCGUGAUGGAGUACGUGUGCGAGCCAUGAGGUCCCACUUUUUUCCAUAUUAAUUCUUUAUUGUUUGGUUUGCAAUCCAAUUUUUCUAUUUUUGAUGGCCCUGGAAAACUGUUCUUAUUGAACAAUGUUGACUUUUUUUGCUGAAUCCCUCACGGAAAAAUACCUCCCAAACCGUCAGCUAAAGGAGCGCAGGGUAACAACCUGGAGGCCGCUAGCAAAACUGCUAUUGAUGAGAGCACACUCCAAGGCUAUGUCCAAAUUCUUUCCCUAAACUUAUAUAGUGUGUUUGCCAUUUUCUAGUGUUGUCAGAAUCUACUAUUACAAAAUCAAGUGCACUAGAAAUUUUCCAAAAGUCUUUGUAAAAGACUACUAUUCAUCCAUACUCACUACAUUAGCGAAUAUAGACCACAAUGCAUUGCGGUUGAACAAUUUUUGCGAAACAAAAAAACGUGUUGAAAUAAUUAGAUUUUUACUUUGUGAAAAUUGUGACAUUGUCAGGGCUGGUGGAUGAAGGACCCACAUGCAGGAGGCCAUGUUUGGUGGCGGAAACAAACAUUUACUAAAUAAACUCAAGCAUGACUAAACCAAGAGAACAAACCAGUGAUGCAACAUAACAGAGCAGAUGACCUGACAUCCUCCAUCAAAGUUGCUGUUGACGAAUGACAAACUACAUUAUCCCGAGGAAGGCCUGAACAGCGUGGACACUCACUUGGUAGCCAUGGAAUCACGUUAUGUGGAGCUAAGCAAUCAAUUGAAAAAAAUGAUCUAAAGAAACGGAUGACUGGCAAAACACAAGGAGAUGGUGCAACUUCUGUAUUUUGGGGAUGCCUGGGGGAACCCAGCAGGGAAACCCAACAAAAAGUGGUCCUGAAGGUCUGGAGAAGCAGCCGGUUGUGGAUAGAGCCCACCGAGCCGCAGCUCCAGUGCCUCUGGUUGGAGGACGACCAUGUUUAUCGAUCAGAUUCACCACUACCAGGAGAAGGAGCGGAUCCAGCGUCUUGCUGGACAAAAAGUCCAGCUGGAGUUCCAAGAAAAGUAGAUGUAUUACUUGUCCCCUCUUUGCAACAGUUCAUUGAUGUACUCUGUUGAUCAGGCCCUGGGCAUAGGCAACCUAAGGGGCUGCCUAAGGUACCAUUUGUUGGAGGGGGGGCCAAAUCACAAUGAUUAUAUAUUAACUUUUUUCUUUUUUUGUUAAGAAGUUCAUCGCACCUGUUAAUCAAUGUGAAAAAUGUUAAAAUUAAUAAUGUAUUAAUAAUGUAAUAAUAAUUAAUAAUGUAAAUAAAGUAACUCAAAAGUGUGAUGUAAUAAACAACUCUGUAGUGCAGCACCGCUCCCCUGGGUCAUGGGGAGGAGAGGGGGGUGUGGUGUUGCUGUUGUUGAGGAAAAAAGGAAAGGACAGGAAGAGGAGGAAACACUGACUCAAAGCAGAGGUUUGUCUGUUUUAUUCAUAUAAAAUUGCUUGGAAAUACCCACCCGAUCCUGCCGACCACCCUGAAUUUUGGUUGAAAAAGACAAAAUUAUGGGCUGCACGGUGGCGCAAGUGGUUAGCGCUCUCACCUCACAGCGAGAAGGCCCCGGUUCGAAUCCCGGCUGCGACCUUUC